Molecule: messenger RNA, 898 nt
Organism: Ricinus communis (castor bean)
Lineage: Eukaryota; Viridiplantae; Streptophyta; Magnoliopsida; Malpighiales; Euphorbiaceae
Product: oxygen-evolving enhancer protein 3-2, chloroplastic
Exons: 3
Coding region: 97-798 (233 amino acids)
Biological process (GO): photosynthetic electron transport chain; photosynthesis
Cellular component (GO): photosystem II oxygen evolving complex; photosystem II; extrinsic component of membrane
Molecular function (GO): calcium ion binding
Source: RefSeq, a predicted model, not a curated record
ACAAUGUCAAAUUAACAAUCCAAUCCCAAAAAUAUAAUUCCACAAAAACCUAUCUUAUUCCUUCACUUGAAACAAACUUUUGGAGGGCAAGCAAGUAUGGCACAAGCAAUGGCUUCAAUGGCGGGUCUACGUGGCAAUUCUCAGACUGUUCUUGAAGGCAGCCUCCAGCUCAGUGGCUCAACACGCUUGAAUGUGGCUAGCAACACAAGGGUUGGAAUGGCUAGGCCUAGUUUCACGGUUAGAGCCCAGCAGCAACAAGUGUCUUCUGAUGCUGAAACAAGCCGUAGGGCUGUACUUGGUCUUGUCGCUGCUGGUUUGGCUUCUGUCUCUUCUGUUCAAGCAGUUCUUGCUGAUGCUAUCGCUAUCAAGGUUGGACCACCUCCCCCUCCAUCCGGUGGAUUGCCUGGGACUUUAAAUUCUGAUGAGGCAAGAGACUUGGAGAAGCCACUGAAGGAAAGGUUUUACCUGCAACCGCAAGACCCAAGUGCGGCAGUGGCAAGGACCAAGGAAUCAGCAAAGGAAAUUGUGGGCGUCAAGCAGUUCAUUGACAAGAAGGCUUGGCCAUAUGUCAUAAAUGAUCUUCGCCUCAGGGCUGAGUAUCUUCGCUACGACCUCAAAACCAUUAUUUCUGCUAAACCCAAAGAUCAGAAGCAACCUCUCAAGGAACUCUCUGGAAAGCUCUUUGACAACAUCAGUGAGCUGGAUCAUGCAGCCAAGAUAAAGAGUACUCCAGAGGCAGAGAAGUACUAUGCGCAAACUGUAUCCACCCUGAAUGAUAUUCUUGCUAAGAUUGGUUAAGAUCUUAUCUUGUAUUUCGAUAUUAAGCUUUACUUGUUUUGGGUGUCAUUUCGAAGGAAUUGUAGCUGAGGGAGAAAAAUAAUUGCCUCAUUGUGUUUUA